AUGGAACUUCCUGUAGCUGAGGAGAGAGCGGGUGACGCUGAACCACUCAGACCUGAUGCUGAACCAUCUCAGGCUGAUCCAAGACCAGUAAGAAGAAGGGAAGCGUCAUCUAAGGCUCAGCCGUUCCACUCUGAUGAGUUUGAAGGAGCAUCGGCACUAGGUGGAGCUAGUCAAAGCAGUUCUGAAGUUCAAGCUCCUUCCAAUGUACUUGGAUCUCAAGGAGCAGGGAAGACUGUACCAGAUCACCCUCCUCUGCAUCCUCGUCCAAUGAAACCUCCUGUAGAUGAGGAGAGAGCGGGUGACGUUGAACCACUCAAACCUGAUGUUCAACCACUCAGACCUGAUGCUGAACAACUCAAACCUGAUGCUGAGCCACUCAGACCUGACUUUGAAUCAUCUCAGGCUGAUCCAAGACGAGUAAAUCAGGAACCUGCUGAAAGAUUCGCAGAAGAAGGGGAAGCGUCAUCUAAGGCUCAACCGUUCCACUCUGAUGAGUCUGAAGGAGCAUUGCACCAGGUGGAGCUAGUGAGUAAAAUUUCUGCAAUUCAAAUCAGUUCCGAAGUUUCAGCUGUACUUGGAUCUCAAGGAGCAGGAAAGCCUGUAUCAGCGAACUACUAUGGUCCUGUGGUUAAUCAAGAUUCUGCUCAACAAAAACGAACAGAUGCACCGGGUGCUAUAAAAGCUGCUGUAGGUUUGGGUGAAGACGAUGGGAGAAAUGAUAACUGGGCUACUUAA
Molecule: messenger RNA, 735 nt
Organism: Styela clava
Lineage: Eukaryota; Metazoa; Chordata; Ascidiacea; Stolidobranchia; Styelidae
Source: RefSeq, a predicted model, not a curated record